AUGGCAUUCGAAUCGACAUUGGAGUUGCCAAGGUUUAUCGUCCUCGCACCCAACGACAAUAAAGAUUACUUGAGCUAUGUUCAUGAAGGUGGAGACACUGAUGGGUUUCUCAAAUUCUCUGAAACUCAAGCUGUGAGUCCAUAUGCCAAGUUUGAAGUGAAGAUUUCCACCUCGAAGGGCUUGGUGCACAUAAGAAACUGUCAAAACAACAGAUAUUUGGAACGAAUCCAAUCGGAGUACUGGGUUGCUGCCACCUCCAAAAUCAAGGACUCAUGUACAUUGUUCAAGUUCAUCCCUGUAGACCACGCUACGGAAGAGAGUAAGCCAACACUAGAUCGCUGUGUAUCGGCGAACCACACCGAGUACGAUGCUAAAGGCAACUUCUCUGAACUAUUUAGCCAUGCUAACAGUGGAAGAGCCAGUCAAAUUCAACUAACUCAAAUAUUCUUGAUUAACUUAACUAAAUUGAAUACUCAUCUCUUACAUAUAACCAUGUCAAAUUCCAAUGGUUAUAAAUAA
This is a messenger RNA of Hibiscus syriacus, 519 nucleotides long. RefSeq lists its product as uncharacterized. The transcript has a single exon. The record is from RefSeq and is a predicted model, not a curated record. Bases 1 to 519 code for a protein of 172 amino acids. Lineage: Eukaryota; Viridiplantae; Streptophyta; Magnoliopsida; Malvales; Malvaceae.